AUGGCAGACGAAAAAAAGCUUAUGAGCGACGACGGUCAGUCUGCAGAAGACGAGACGCUUCUUAGUGCGUAUUUAGACUUUAUGAACACCAAGACCGAGUUAAACAGUAUCGAAAAAUGUAGUUAUAUAAAUGGCCACGGUACAUCGUCAGACGAUGCUAUCGACGAAUUCGAAAUAUUCAACAGAGCUUUUACCAAAAUCGAAAACGAUGCGAAUAGCAAGCCACUCUAUAAGAGCAUUAGGGCGGAUAUAAAGGAAUUGUCGCCGAUAAAAUGUCAACUGUUGGCUAAAUGCAGACAGAGGGCUCACGAAAAAAAUCUAAAACAGGAAAUCUACUGGGCCACAGUGGAGAAACGCGUCGACGACGAAAUGUCUACAGACACCAAAGUAGAAAAGUUAUCGUUUAAGGACGUGUGGGAGGACGUGGUGCACAUGAAAUCUACUAAACAGUUUUGUAAGUAUUUGAUGGAAAACCCAGAUUUGGAAAAGCCAAAAUAUCUCGCCGAUGUCGGGUAUUUUAACAACAAUCCGAAUACUAGGAAAAAAAAUUGGGAUCGAAAAUCUUCACAUGAAAAUAUAAAAAAGUCGUAUAUCCCUCGUUUCUAG
This is a messenger RNA of Macrosiphum euphorbiae (potato aphid), 606 nucleotides long. Lineage: Eukaryota; Metazoa; Arthropoda; Insecta; Hemiptera; Aphididae. The record is from the annotation of a GenBank genome assembly.